AGCAGCAGCAGCGGCGGCAGCGGCAGCAGCGGCGGUAAAAGCUCGCAGAAGGCCGAGUGACGUCUAUUUUGGUCCGCAUUGUCAGGACGGUGCCAAAAAAAUGUUUUUCCUUACACUCUCGGUCCGCUUGCGUCAGUACGAAUCACACGCCCCUCGCUAAACUAUUUUCGUAUUAUACGGUGUUGGUACAAAUGUAAUUCAUUUUUUUUUUCAUCAAUAUAUAUUAUACAUACACACACACACACACACACACAUCGAUAAUAUAAUAAAAAUAUAUAUUAUAUAUUUACGGUAUUUACGGGAUUUUAUAAACUUAUACUUGCAUAAAGUGUAUUUUAAAAAAAUAUUCGUUAUAAUUUAAGGUUUACAUACUCACGUUUUCGAUAUAAAAUUAUUAAUACGCGUGAUAUACGAACCAUACUCGAUAUACUAGUAUUUGUUUGAAUAUUUUUUUACACAUUUUUCGUUUAGAACGGUUUCCGAUUAUUUUUUUUGGAUGUCUUUUGACGAUCGCCGGCCGUCCGAGGCCAGAAGAGGUAGCAUUAGCGGAUAUCUCAACAAAAAGGUAAAACGUUUUUAUUAUUUGUUUAUUCUAAACGGGGAAGGGGAUCGGUCUAAAAUUUGCGGCCUGUUUACACGUUAUAUACCUGCCUAUAUACUUUAUAUUAAUUUUAGUACAUUAUUGCUGAAAUCGUGUGUAAAAUUAAAAAAAAAAAAAAAAUCGAAAUUUGUUAGAAUGGGUUUUUAUUUAGAUUUUGAGCAAAGUGAGGAAUUCAUUGGUUUACCAUGGUAUGCGUUUAUUUGUUUUUGUCUGUGUAAAAUUCUUUUAUCAGACAUUUUGUUUCAAUCAAAAAUUAACACAAGACCUUUUUUUUGUUACAUUUUUGAUUUAAUAAGUACAUUAAGUAGAUUAUUUUCUAAACGGUGUUAAUCAGUGGUUCAGGUGGGGGGGGGGGAGGCGGAGUCUUUCUCUUCAUUAGUACCAACAUUAUCAGCUUCCUUUAAUUUAAGUAUUCGAAGUCUGGGGAGACGCUUUAGAUAUUGUCACUGUGGGAUUUUUAAUGCAAUUUUAAAAACCUUAAUUAGUUUUAAUAAAAAUAAUUUCUUUAAUACCCAUUACUAUAUUUCUAUCAGAAUGUUUUACUAACCAGGCGUAUGCUUAGGAUACUAGAGCAGAGGGAUGGGGAGGGGUUGCAGCUUAUUUACAAACCCUAUUAGUAAAACUUCUGUAUGAAGCAAAGUGUUUGAGAGAAAAACAUUUUGGAAAUAUUUUCUCCAUGAUGGAUUUCCCGGAAGUUUUGUUAGGUUUAGUUAUUGCUUAGAUACGCCCAACAAUUUCCGGUAAAUAUAAUCCUCAUCAAAGUUGCUUCCACUUUAUCCACGGAUUUUCAUAACAAUUAGGAAAAACAGGAAAUACGUAGUAGAAAAAUGGAUCAAUUUAUGACGUUUACGAUUUGAUUUUUUAAAAUGUUUUAUACUAUCUUUUAUGCCAGAAUUCUUGCAAUGAUAUGCAAAUGCAGUGCGCUUUGCAGUAAUAUAUUAAGUAGUAAUAAUGCUACCGAAAUCUUGUAUUUCUAAUCAGUUUAAAAAUCAAUAUUAUAUAUCACGCUUUUAUAUUUUUAACAAUCCCGUUAACAAAACAAAAUUAUUAAUAAAUGUACGUAUUCUAUCACCGCAGUGAAAACUGUACCAUUCAUUUUAUUAUUUUGUGCGAUUGUGUUUAUAGCUAUACCGCUGUGUCGAGUCGACCUCGUUUUAUCCAUUAAUCUCGUAGUAAUAUUUUUACACAUUGCUACGGUAUGUAUAGUCGCACCACUUUUAUAUUUUUUAGUUCAAACGAAAAAUACAUUAUCCCCCUUGUCACCUUGAACAUACGAGUACCUAUGUGUAUUUUUGAAACAUCAUAUUAUUAUUGUUGUUUAGAACUAUUAUCAAACUAGAGAUGAAACCAUACAUUAUCAGUUCAUUCCUAUGUCGUUAAGUAGACACAAACAAUUAUAAAAAUUAAAAAAAUAAGUAUUUUUAAAAUAUUUAAAAAUAACGAUUUAAUAAUUGGCUAAUAAUAUAAUAUAAUAAACGUGUAAAAUAAAACACCUCGAGUAUACAUAAAAAAACGUUUCAAUUUAAUAUGGAUAUUUAAUAUAGGUUGUUAAUUAUAGGUAUAGGUACUGAAAGUUCGACGAUAUAUUUUUUUUAUUUAACUUCGGCUUUUAUAACACAUAUAAUAAUAUAGUUUUCAAUUUCCACAUUUCACUGUCCAUUAUUAGAUAUUUCAUCACUUCAUAUCUCCUCUAAAAAUCUCUAGCUAUUUUUUCUUUAAUUUCCAUCAUUUAUAUUUAGCUCUCCUUAUAACUACUUGACUACAUAUACUUAUAUUUCAUUGUUUUUCUUUCUCACAAAAUGCUCAUAGACACAUGCAUAUAGUUCACAGUUUUAGAAGUCUAACAGGGGUUCAAAAUUCUUUUGGAAUUUAAAAAAAAUGUUUCAAAAACUAGUAGUAAUAUUUUAAUUGUCUAAUAAAAAUAUUUAUUGGUUAAAACAGCCAAAACCUACACUUAAUGAUGAGUAAUAAGUUAAUCAUAAACCAUUCAUGUAAAUAUUCUAUACACCAGUAUAAGUAUAACCAGCUAAUUUUUUUUAUUUUAGUUAUUACCACUUUUGUAUUUAACGCAUAUACCAUAGAUAUAACCUAUGGUUUUUUAGUAUAAAAUAAAUGCAUUUUUAAAUGUUUUUUCAGUACAUUCAUAAUCGAAUUCAAAUUAUAUACACGCACCGUUAUACCAGUUUUUUUUUAAAUGAAAUUUGUUAUAAAAAUAUAAUAUACUUUCUCAUUUUACGAGUUUUUACAUUAUAAAAGUACCUAUACAUGCAUCACGAAUUCGUGAUAAAUAUAUCGAUACAGUUAUUGGUUAGAUUAAUAAAAUGAAAAUGUUUAUACGGUUAUAAUAUGGUCUAAUAUUAAUAAUGAAAAUGGUUGUAUCUACUGGUAAAAUACUGUAUACUAUACAUAUUAGUAUUUGCUCAUCUGCUGCUCCCAGGUCGUAUUAUAAUGUUGGCAAUGCCACUGGCAAUACAUUUUUUUUUUCACACAUGUCUGAAUAGUCCAUAAAAUAUGGAAUGUAUACUACUGCAGUAUACCUAUGUCCUAUAUUCAUAUAUACAUAUUUUUUUUUAACGAUGAUAAUAAUACCUUAAAAAUAAUAUGUAAAUAUUAUGAAUAUUACAUCAACGUGAUAUUUUGUUUCGUCAAUUACGUUUAACAUUUUAUUUACUUGGUUAUAUUGUGUUAUAUAAUAUAAUGUAUUAUUAUUUAUUUACUCAAUAUAUAGUUUGACCAUUUGGUUGCCGUUUAAUAUUUUCACACGCAUGUAUAGUACAAUAUUAACAUAAUAUAGGAACCUACUAAUUUUUUUCAUAAUUAUUUUUACAAUAGGUACUGGUUCUAUAAAAUGGUAACUAUUAUUAUAGGUUACCAUAGCUACUACAUAUAAGGUAAUAAUUAAAAUCAUUGAAGAAAACUUAAUGGGAUACAGAACGUUUGUUUAUUUAAAAUUGAUUCGAUCAUAAAGUAAUUAUAUUAUUUACACAUUUCAAUUAGUUUGGUAGGUAUUUUAUAGUGCAAUUAUUGUGUGGUUUACUGCAUUUAUUGUGUAAUUUUACGAAUUGUAUAGAGAGGGCUAGGAAUAUAUUUCUCUUACACCACGUUUUACAUUUUAAAAGAUUGUAGGUACCUAUAAUAUACAGUAGCAUAUAUAGGUACAAAAAAAAAAAAUCGUAUUCAAUAUUAGAUAUGCGAGUAAUUGUAUCAAACAUUAGAAUAAUAACGAUAAUUAAUAAUAAGAAAACAUGAAAUUGGUCAAAAUAUUGAAAUUAUAUCUAAUUUAAAAUUGAAAUUUACGAUAAAAAAAAUAUACAGUUGUCAUUAUACUCGCCAAAACAUAGGAAUUAUGUAAAAAAUACAAAUAAUUUGAAUAAAUAAUUUCAUUGCGCCAUUGCUAAUAACGAAGUAAUUCCAAUUUGCAAAGGCUUAUUUCGUAUUGUUUUGUUAUUUCUGCCCUUAUCACAAAAAUCAGUUUUUAAUUAUUAUACUUAUUUAUAAUUAUAUCGUUAUAAAACUUAUUAGCUAAAUGCUUUUAGUAUAACCUAUAGAUAACUUAACAAUAAAUUUUAAUAUUAAUACAUACUCUAAUAUAAUUGUAUUAUUAUAUAAUUUUUUUAUCGAUUGAUAUAAUUACAUCACAAAAGUGUGGCAUUGUUGUAUGCAAUUGAAUAAUUAAGUAAUGCUUUCAUUGUAUUUAAUAGUAUAAAAAAGCCGUGCAUUUCUAAUAUAUUUUCAAAAGCACGAAAAUUAUAAGUUUUUGUUAAUCUGCACAUCACGGUUGAUUAUUUUUCAAACAUGACGAUCUAUAGGUAAUUUAAUAUUUUAAUUUUAAAUAAAUUACAUUUAAGCUUGCAUAAUCAAUUUCCAUAUAAUAUCAUGAAAUUAUAUUUACAUAUUAUUUUGUUUCAAAAUUAGUUCCAAAACUAUAUAGAACCAACACAAGUUGAGAAUAUAUGAUAGUUACAUAAAGUUAUUUAGUUUAUAACUAUAUACAACGAUAAACCAUUGCUAACGAAAAAUGAUUUUCGGAGUUCGGUUAUACACGUUAACAAUGGAUUCAUAAUAGUGAAAAUCCCUUGGAAAAUUCAAACAUGACAUUUUCAAUGUAUAAAGCACAUCGAAAUUGAAACAAAAAUGGGCUCUUGUCAUUUUUUAAUUGGAGCAAGAUUUCUGUUGUAGAAAAAUUGUAGGCAUACAUAGGCAACAUUCGAGUUUUCCCUUCGGAAAGGCUUAACCAUUGACACCGAAUACAAGGGAGCAAUGGGGCCAUCGCCACACGGAUUAUUUUAUAUAUAAAAAAAAAAAAAAAACAGUAAUAAAUUUGCUAAUCCCCUCCCUACCUCUUUAAAUUGUUGAAUCCCUGGAACCCGGCGCCCAUGGACUUAACUCUCCUAAAAAGAAACAAGAAAAAAACAAAAUAAAUUUUUAUCUAUAACGUUCAAGUAAUUAAUGGUUAAAUAUAUUACAAUGUUAAAUGUUUAACUUAAAUUUAUGAUACAUUUUGACAAAAACGUCCAGUAAAGUAUUAACCAUAGAUAAUAAAGAAAUGGAUGGGCCAUUCUUUUUAAAAAAGUAAUAAUUAAGCUCAGGAAACAUUAUUAUAUUUAAAUAUAAUCAAAUUUGUUUAUUGGUCUUCUUGUGUAUCCAAAAUAGUUAUAUUUACUUUGAUAUUUAGAAUUUUUCUAAAGUUAAUAAAAAUGAUGUAGUAAUAGUUGGUAUUAUGUAUAUGUAUAUAACAUAUAUUACAUUUUCAUGUUCAGAGUUGGUACUAAUUUCCUUACUAAAUUAUAAUAAUUUUCAUCAACAUAUUUUGGGCAUAGUUUAGAACACUUGCUAACAUUUGUUAAUCCUAGAGGAAUUUACCACUCAUCUCUGCGAUUGUUUUAGGCAAUCUGAAUACAAUUUUAAAAAAUUAAUACUAGGUAUUGUCUAAAUACUGUUCAAAAUAUUACUUACAAAUGAAAUGUUAAAUUACUAUUAUUUUUGGAAGAUGCUCCUAUAAUAAAUAAAUUUUGAGCAUUCUAUAAUUAUUUGUUAAUUAAAAGUGAAUGUCAAAUAAGAGUCAAGACUUUAGGAGAGCAUUUAGAUUAUAUAGACAAAAAACGGUUAUGACGAGAGAUAAAAUCAUGAAUCGUGAUUCCACGAACCGGUAACUGAUGCUUUAUUUUGUAAAUAUGGUGGUUUCAUAAAUUAUUUUCCGUUACAGAUGAGAACAAUAGGAUGUCCCAUGCCAUAAAGUAGGUAAUAUAGAGAAACUGUUUCGUCUGUAUAUUGAAGCGUAAAUGGUUUUUAUUUUACAGGGAACAUACUUUUAGAAAAAAAAUAUUGUGAAAUAUUUGGAACUUUGGUUACCUCUACUGAAAUAUGUUAUCAGUGAUAAAAUCAUAAUUCCUAUGUAAUCCUAUGUAACAUAUUAAUGUAUCUUACUAAAUAUUUUACAAUAUUUUUUUUCCCAAAAGUAAUGUAAAGUUAUGGUAUUGUAAAAUAGAAACUAUUUGCGCAUCAACUUGUUAUACAGAACGAUAUAGGGAAACGGCCUCUCUAUAUUACUCUAUGGCCUAUCCAUUACUUUAUCAACUCAUAAAUUAUUUGAUUACAUUAAAAAUACAUUACAAUUACAUUAUAACCAUAAAGUAAAAAUAAAAAUAAAUACAAUAUUUUGGUUAAAUAUUUUCAUCUUAUCAUUGGUUAAUAAUCAAUUGACAAUUAUUGUCAAUACAUUUUGACUAUGUACAUUAAAUUAAACGUAUUUAGGCUCUCUUCACUCAAAGGGGAUUUAGCAUUCUCUAGCCCCUCCAAAUUGCGCCUAUAUUUUAUAAACAGAAAAAAAAAUAAGCUUACGUCAUAGCGAAACCAAGACGUUUUUCACUCUCCUCAGAAAAUAAAAAUGUAUCAUUGAUCAUUUUUAUGAUAUGCAUUUUCUAUUUUGCGUACAUGUUGGAUACCAUUAAUUGUAAUGCUAUAGCCUCUUAACAAUAAUUUUUAAACAUAUAAAUUUACUAUACUUUUGAAGUUAUCUUUUUGCCUAGUUGCCUACUUAUCUACAUUAUCUUAUUUUUACCUAUUUAAAGCAUUAUUUAUAAAUUACAUUUUUUUAUAGACUCUAUAUCAUUGUUUCUCAAACAUUUUAGUUAUAUGACCCCCAAAAUAGGUAUAAAAUAUGAUCAAUCACUUCGUGACCCCCCCUCCCGUCUAUAUUAAGAAUAAAUUUGAGCAAUACAAAUAUCAUAUCAUUAACGAAACGAACGAAAUAUACCAUUUCGAAUAUCAAUUGUAAUAUCAAUGAAUAUUAGGAAUUUAAGAAAGUGUAUAGAUAGUUAAAUAAAUACAGUAUAAUUUACUAUAAUUUCUCUAUAAUACAUACAGUAUUGUAUUAUUGUUUAUUAGUUAUUAGAACGAGGAAAUUAUUUAGUUGUUUAGUGUUUGGUAUUUAUUUUUAUUUUUUGUUAAACACUUUUUGACCAAUAAUAACAUGUUUUAUUUUAUUUAAUUAUUUAUACUUAAUGUUUAAAUGAAAAAACUGAAUGUGUAAUUUCCGUUUAUUUUAAAAUGUUUGAAUGUUUGAUCACCGUAAUGUAACAUUUUCUUGAGAUAAUCUGGUGCACAGGGUUUUGUUUUUGAAUUUAUAUACAAAUACAAUUAUUGAUGAAUAACUUAUUUUUUUAUUGUCAUUGUUACAUUAACAAAAAAUUAAACAUUUUUAAUACUUAAAAAAAUGUUUAUAAAAUAGUUAAAUUGGAAAUAAUAAUAAUAAUGUCGAUUGCUGUUUUUGAACAACAAAUUAAUAUAUGAAAAAAAUAGGUAAUAAUUAUUUUCCUCAUUAACGGUUAUGAUAUUGGUUUUUAUUGGUUUCACUAUGAUAUUUAUUUUUUCCAUUUGUAAACAAUUUUGUGUUAGUAAAAAAGCUCUGAUUUUUUUAUGUUAAAACUUAAAAGAUGCUAAUGUUUUGACAUAUUCUAUUUUACUUGAAAUAUUUGUCAAAACUUCCAAUUGGUUCUUUUCCAAAAAAUGCGCUAAUGUAUUUUUCUUAUGAACAGUGUAGAGUUAUAUAAUAGAUAAUAUACUAAAUAAAACUAUAACUAGUUAUUUUUAUUAAUGAUAAAUUGAUAGAGAUUGUGAUGGUUGAACAAAUAAUCACAUUGAGAAAAACCUUUAAAAUUAUAUUAUAUUUUGCUCAUCUGAGUAAACUUCACACCAACAUAGUGAUGUGAUUUCAUAAUGUAUUAUUACUUUUAUUCUAUAAUAUAAAUUUGACAAUCUAAUAGAAUGUUCUUAACUUAUAAUAAAUGGAUUUAUGGAGUAACCUGCAACUCGUUUUAAAUGUAACCUUAAAUUUCCUUACUCAGAAGUCUUGUUGCGCCAAUCCUUCAAUGUAUUAAUUAAUAUACAUAGGCACAUUUAAAAUGUCUUAUAUUUUAUGUCAAUAAUUUUACAGUUUGAGUGUUUACCUUAACUGACAGAUAGACACAUCAAUAGGUAUAGUCUGCCAAAAGUAAAUUCCAACUAAACCUACUUACAAACUCAAAAUAAUGUUUUGACAAAACAUACUAAGUGUAUAUUUAGUCAGAGAAUAGGUACCAACCUGUAUUCUGUUUAUUGUGACAUCUAUAUAAUGAUGUAUUUAUAAUCUAUGUUUUUAGAUAUUGAUUUUCCAUACGCAUUAAUAAUACUUAUGUUAUAUAAAAUUUAAUGACCUAUUUAUUAUAAUAUUUAAUUUUGCUUAUUUUUAAAUGACUUAUACAUUUUAUAUUCUGAAAGUGUAUUGAGGAAUAUAUUGAUUUUACUAUCAUAUGAAUGCUUGCAAAUUUGAUAGAGGUUCAUUAUAAGACGUUUUAAAAAAAAUUGACUAUAGUGCAGUAUUUUCAUAUUUUUUUUAUAAGAAUUUUAAUAUCAAAUUUUGACGAAGAUAGUGUAUUUUACUUCCUUUAAAAACUUGUUCAAAAGAACUUAGCUCAGGGUCAUUUUUGUAAGAAAUGGCUUUUCGUUGUUACAUAUAUAAAUUAAGUUACUUAAUGUAUCUUAUCUUCUCAACUUCUUAUCUAAAAGAGUGAUAGACCUAUCGCCAGUAUCAGCUCUUAUUUUUUUAAAUUAAAUUUAUAUUUGAUUACGUUGGUCGAUUUUUGUUCAAUUGUAGUGAAAAUAUUUUUUAUGUUAGAUAUUUAUUUUUAAAUAAUUUUACGUACUUACAGAGGAUGUUCUUUUAUUGUAACACAAAUUAUUUUGGUCAUAAUAAUUAUUGAUGUGUUGGUGUUCGUGUCUUUAAAAUCUGUGAUAAUCCGAUAUAUAAUAAUUUUUUAAUUUUUAUUAGAACGAAUUGAUGAGUGAUGAGUGGGCGUGGAUUGUAGAUGUGCCGGAGACAGGUGAACAUCCUACACAUUAUUCGCUAAAACGUUAAAUUUAAUAUACUUUACGUAUAUUCAAGUUUGUUACUAAUAAGUGACAAUAUAAAAAAUAUUACCUAGCUAUAGCUUAUAUUAGCCCAAAUAUGAAAAUAUAACAAAUUAAUGUCAUAAUAUAAUUUAACGUUAUUUUAACAGUCGACAAGAGGAAACAUAUAAUUAUGUAAACGGGAACUACGGAAUUGGUUUCCAAUAAAAUAUUAUAUCGCACCAAAAAACUGUUCAAAUUGGUUCCCAUUUGUAAAAAAAGGUUUAAAUAAUAAAUUCAAUCACGUUUUAUUUACUACGGGAGAAUUUUAGAUCACUUUUAUAUUUUGCAUAUAAACAUAUCUCUUAAGAACAAGGUAUUCGAGUUCAUAAAAGCCAAUAAAGAAGUUUUUUUUUUGUCACUUAUGUAGAAAUAGAUGUUUCAAUGAGAACACAUUGAGACCGGCUAUGAUCAUCCUUACGAUUUUGAUUUCAAAUUUAAUUUAUUUAAAACACAUAAAUAUUAAUUGCAGGGACGGCAUUAUCGUAGGGCUGUAGCUAAAAUUUGUUUUUGGAUAGACACGAAUAAAACCAGAAUACCUCAAUAUAUAAACUGAAUACAACAAUAUCGAUUUAAAUGUGAUUUUUUUAUUUUCAAACAUUUUUUGAAAAACUGGGUACAUUCUUGUUCACGUGCGUAUAUUGCAUUCACUAUGACGAAAAAAGAGAGGUAGAUCAAAGUAUCAUCAUGUGCCGUAGUGACAAACUUGUCGGUGGUUAUUUCGUUGCAUAAACAUAUCACGAUAUUAAUUAUUAAUUUUAGAUUCCUAGUGGAGCGAAAAGUGUAUUGUUUAUAUAAAUCUCAGAAUGUUGUUUUUUUUGUCUGUUGCAUUCAUUAGUGGCUAUUUGAUUUAUUAGAUUCCGAGCGUAGCGAGGGAGCUAUUGAUUUUAAAAUGCUGUUAUUUUUUUCUUCUUUGUUCUAGUCUGUAGACACGUUUUUUCUAGUAAACUUGUUCCGAUGUAUAAGUGUAGCACUUUUUCUGAAAUCACAAGUUGUCUAGAUUGUACUAUAAGAGGUAAUUUUUUGAUUUUCGACGCCAUUUUUUAAAAAGAAGCACUUAAAUAGGAAAAAACAUAGGAAAACGUAAAAUUUUACGGUUUUAUAAAAACACUGACGACGUUAUCUACCAGAAAAUGAUUUAAUCUAAAAAUCACGAGAUACCUUUCUUAUUGCCUUUUUGAUUUACUUUCUUGUGGUAUCAUUGUCAAAACUUUGAGCUACUUUUGAGAUUUUAAGGAAUUUUAAUUUUGGGAGUUCUUUUGUUUUAUUUCGAUUACAAAUACACGUAGGAACUUGAAACUUGGUAAUAAUACUUAUAUUGGAUUUACCUAUACGUGGUUAAAUUUCAAAAAUCAUUGGACGAGUUUAUUUUUUUUUUUAUUUUUGUUACAAUGGUACUUUAUUUUUUAUUAUAUACUGUUGACCAUUUUUAUCCUAGAAAACUUCUUCCGAUGUAUAAGUGUAGCACCUUUUCUGGAAGUCAUUUGGUAAAUACAUAGGUCAUUUUUUGAUUUUUGAAAUAAAAACGAUUAACCGGGACAAAAAAUCCUAUUUUUUCACGAUUUAUUUUUUUUUUUUUUAAUAAACGUUUUGAAAUCAAAUUUAAAUGAAAACGCAAAAAAAAUAAUUACGGCACUUCAAAUUAUGUAUUACCGAACUGUGCUUGAAAUCGUCUUUCAUCAAACAAUGGUUUAUUGUUGCUUACAGAUAUAAAUGAAUUAACCUACCUUAUAAUCCUACCUACCCAUUUUCUGACCUACAACAGUGGCCGCUCCUAUCACCAGUUUCAGCUCUUUUUAUAUUGAUAUAUAUUUAUAGGGCGUUGAUGGAAAUCAAAAAUUUCAAAAUAGUCAAAAUAUAUUAUUUAUUGAAUUUUUAAUGUAGGUUGUUAUUUAAAAUCAAAAAUUGGUAGUAGUUUUAACCCUUAAAAAAGCAGAUAUCUUCGCACAAUGCGUACAGCCAUUGUUGUAAGAAGUUGAGAAGGUAAGAUAUAGGGGAAAUAUUAAUUUAGAACGAUAAACCAUUGCUAACGAAAAAACGAUUCUGAACAGAGUUCAGUUGAUAGUGGUGCUUUGUCACCAAUAUAUAUAUAUAUAUAUAUAUAUAAUAUUAUGGUAACAUAAUUAAAUAAGCAUAUAUUUUCUUUAGUAAUAUUAAUUUAAUAUUAUACCAAUUUUAAUUUUCCAUGUUUUUUUCCCGGUUUUCGCAUUUACUGGAAAAGUUCUUGAGAAAAUCGAAAAAUGUCUUUUAAAUACCUUCCCAGUUAGAUUUCCUUUUAGAAAAAGUGCUAUCAUUGUAAAUCGAAGCAAAAUUGCUGGUAGGAAAGUUGUCCACAGAAAACAAGUCGUGAUAUUUUACUAAUACAUUAUAAUAUUAUAAUAUUUUCCUAUUUUUUUUUUAUCGUUAUUUUACCAAAGAUAAUUUAAUUAUUGCCAAAACUCGAAUGUGAAUUUUUUUUCUUUUAUUAAGCCGACAAAAAACACAUCCCUGAAAAAAAAUUGUAAUUAUCCGCCAGACAUUAUGUGGGGUAGUCCGCGAGUCAUAUCUACACAAUUAAAAACAUAAUAUAAUAUGUAAAGCGAUAGUGGUCGUUGGAACCAUCUAAUUUUAAAAUUAAAAAUCUAGUACAACGUUUAGCACCAUCAGAAAAAACUGUCAAAUUUAUUCGAUUUCCCAGAAUAUUAUGAUGCAGAAAUAAUAGGUAUCAAAAAUAUAAUUCAAAACCAUUUUAUUGUUGAAGUCGAGAAAUAAAAUGAUGACAUCUAGGAAGAUGUCAUUGAGUUACAAAACUAAAAUUUGUGAAAAUAAAAGCAUUCUUUUCGUAAAUUUUCCUGUUUUCCACAAUUAUUAUGAAAAACGCUAUGAAAAUCAAAAAAUGAUUUUCUUAAGAUACCACUCCGGAUAAAAUUUCCUUUCAAAAACCGUACUACACUUGAAAAUCGUAAGCAACUUUCUGGUAGAAAAAUUAUCCACAGAAAAGAACAUAUAAAUUAUUAUAAAACCAAUACAUUCCUCGCUCCACUAAGAAUCUAAAAUAAAAGCCAUCAGCCAAUCGAGAUGGUUCGUAAAAAUAAAAAUAAAAUAAAAAGGUUGAGAACCAUUGAUGUAAGUUAUCAAGGUCUUCAAUUAUUUCAGUUUAUCAGAAUCUAAUGUUUCAAUAUACAGUCACUAACAUACGAAUAAUAAUAUGCGUUCAACAUUAUUUGUUUUAUCUUAUAUAUCUACUCUAUCUACUCUAAAAUUAAUUUUGUACAAUAUUCGUAUAAUGUAUAAUAUGUGGUAUAAUAUACCACUUCUUCACUCUUUCUUAAAUUCUAAAUUAUUGAUACCUACUCUGUAGGAUUUUGAGAAUAGACACUUAUAAUUUUUUGUUGAAUAAAAUAAUUAUUAACGUUACCUAAUCAUUUAAUUAAUCGAAAAAAUAUGCUUAAGCUAAAUUACAAAAAUGUGAUCUAUGGUUAGGGUAUUUUAUAAUAAUUAAUAAUACCAAUAGUUAAGCGUAUAUUUUUGUUGAAUCUUCGCAGUUUGUGAUUUACAAUAGAAAAUCUUAGUAAUUUUUUAUCCACAAAUAGUGAAUAAAGUGAACCACAGAAAAUUAUUAUGACAGUGAUAUCAAAGUAUCUAGGUUUAUUUUUAUAACCGUUCUUAUACUGAUUUUAAUUCCUUAUUUCUCACGAUUAGUAUAUACUUUCGAUUUGUAAACAUUAUUGACGAAAAUAUGAAAGGAAAAUAUUAUUCAGUGACAUAUCUAUAAAUUAAUGUUUUCCUAUAACUUAAUAUAUUAAUACAGCAGUAUACGUUUCUUUAAUUAUUAUUUAAAUUUAUCCUACUUAAAUGCACCGGAGAUUUGAAUUAUUAUUUUUAAAUGUACAAAAAAAUAUUUUGAUAUAUUUGUGUAAAAGCACAUGAAUUAUGUUUAGAAAUGUAUUCUAUAGUACCAAUUGAAUAUGUGGAUAUUUACUAUAUAUAUAGUAUUUAUAUUAUGUACGAGUAUACUAUUUGAAUUGUCAUUGUAUAUGAUUUUUAUAAGUAUGUGUAUAUAUUUUUAGGGCAUGCCUUUAAUAGUAUUAUAUACUCUUGUUGAAAAUCCUCAUUCAAUAUUUUUUGAUGUUUUCUAACCUAACCAAAAAGUGUUUUUAUCAAAGGAACGAAAAUUCAUGUUUCAUUUUGUUAUUGGAAGUGAGCCAUAAAUAUAUAUCAUGUUUACUAUGUAUUACAAGGAGCUGGGAGGAAUAUAUUAGAAAAAUAGUAUUAUAUUAUUGCUAAUUUCAAAUAUAUAUAUACAUGUAUUAUAUUGCUCUGUCAUAUAUCACCACAGAGAAAUGGAUUUUCCAAAAUGUAUGAUAAAUAUUUUUUAUUUUUCCUAUACUUUAUCUUCGUAUCUAGUCUCGGAUAUGAAGUUGUAAUCGAUAUUAUGAGAAUAGGUGUUUUGAACGAUUUCUAGAAAACUUACAAUGGGAAUUUUAUGAAACCGCCAUAAAACAUAAUAUAUAAUAUAUUACACAAGUUUUUAGAGUGAAAAAAAAAAGUGUCAUGAAUAUUAUUAUCGAAUAGUCAAGCAAUAUUUAUUUCUUAAAUUAAAAAGAAAAAUUAUGAGAUUAGAGGAAAUACCAUUAGAGGCAUAUGUAACAAAUAAAAAUUAUGUAAAAAACUCGCAUAAUUAAAAUGCCUACAAAUAGCCCAAAAAUGAUUCAAAUGUUUUGAAAUUUUUACUACAUUUAGAAAAGCAAAUAUAAGUUGUCUGCGAAGAUUUCAAGUCACUAUGAAUAUUUUUAAUUGAAUUACUACAGCAAAAAACAAAAUGGAAAUAAUCUAUGUUUUCUUUCAACGUUUUUUUUUUCAGUUUUGCUCUUGAGAAAUAAUAAAAACCGAUUUGCCUAUACACCAACUAGGUUAAAAAUGAAAGAAAAGAGGUCUUUUCUAUCGGAACAAUAUUUCUCGUAGAAAACAUAGUUUGCACAAAUUAAAAACAAUGCGAGUGGUAAUGCCACGGAGUGCCGUAAAUAUUUAUCGUUUUACUUGUAAUUUUGUUUCCGGUUUUUUCCCAAUUAUUUUGAAAACCUAUUGAAAAAUCAAAAAAAAAAAAAAAAAUGGCCUAUUUAAUGUACCAACUUGAUACAAUUUCAUUUCUAAAAAAAUGAUGUACUUGAAUACUUAAUACACGAAGCAAGAUUGAAAGGUUGUUUACGGACACAAAAAAAAAAAAAAAAACACAUAAUAUCAUAGUAAAAUCAAUAAAUCCCUCCCUACGCUUUGAAUCUAAAAUAAUCGUGAAUGCACGGAGAUGUGGAGGUGACAAAAAUUGUUUAUAGUAGUUGAUUUCAAAUUGCGUGUGAUGAAGAUAAAUAGAGUAUAAUAUUGUAUAAAGAAAAACUAUAAAUACAACUUCAUUAUAAUAUAGACUGGGUUUGAUAAUAGCGUGAUGCGUAGGGUGGAGGUAUGGGAAUUGAGAUUGAAUUCUUCACUGGCUUAAAAAUACAACUACGAGUAUUUAUUUAGUAAUUUUAUUUUGAAGUUACCUAUAUAUUUCAGCCAUUGGCUGGUUAGAUACAAGAGAAAAAUAUGAUUCUACGAUUUAUUCGUGAUUUAUGAUUAAUUUGCUUAAUAAUAUCCCCUCCUGUUUAAAAUUACUGGACAUGCUACUAAGGAUAGGCCAUUUUUUUGGGUUGCUAGUUUUAGAGCGUGAUUAGAAUAAAUUUUUAAUUUUUAUUUGACCGAUAAUAUAUGAAGGAAUAAUAAUAUAAUUUGAAAGAAUAUAGAAAAUGACACGAGGAAUGGAAAAAAACGCCAUUAUGAAAAACUGAAAAAUGUUUUUAAUAUGCAGAUAUAAUAACAGAAAUUAAAAAGAUAAGACUAACAUGAGCUAGACACGCUUGAAGAAAAUAGGAUUUACAUAUUAAAAUGAUAAUGAAAAAUGUGAGGUAAAACACCGUUAGGUAGACCACUGCAGUUGAGAAGACCGGUAAAAGAGGAUGUAAAAGUAGUGGAACAGAAUAGACGAUGGGGAGAAGAGGCGGAGGUGAAGUGAAAAGUGGCAGUAAAUUUUCUGGAAGGGCUGGUCUUAGACAUCGAAACUUAAGAGAAGAAGAUAACCAUGAUUAUAUAUAGGAACGUGAAAAACAAAGAUUCUGAUUAAAGUUCGGAAUUAUUACGCUUUUUUUGUCAGUUUUUUGUAGCAUUGAAAUGGAAAAUUCGACGAUUACUUUGUUUAUUUUUUCGGAUUUUCCCCUCGGGACAUGAUGUGUCGGUUAUCCUUAAAAGGAUGAUAUAAACGCGUGUGUAUAUAUAUAUAUAGUAAAUGUGCUUGGGUGUUGUUUUCGCGUGUCGAUUCGUUAAAAUGUGCGUGUUUGGCCGUACUGUUCGCAGUUUGGCGAUACACAGCUAUAGAAUAAUAUAAUAUUAUACGUAUAUAAUAUGUGUGUGAAAUCGCCUGUUGAAAACGAUACGUAUAAACGAACGCCUCCGACGUAGGAGAUUUCAUCUGUUUGGCAUUUUAAAUUUUUUUUAGAAUGAUGUGCCGUGUAAGUUCGUAAUAGAUUACUAGGAAUGGGUUUGAAAAGAAAAAAACCGAAUCCCCGAGAUAGGAAUAUGGUUAAAAAUCCCCGGAAAAUAGAAAAAUAAAUCUCGAAAAAUUGACUUUUUUAUUUUAAAAUAGGUUUGAUUUUAAAAUUGUUGAAACCACUAAACCACUAUAUCAGAAAUUCAGCUGGAAAUGAUUGUUGAAAACAAUUAACAUUAUUAUAUCGAUAUAUAUACCUACUAUAAGCAGGGCUCGUUAGUUCAUGCACUAAACACUGCCAAAAUAUGCACUUGAACAGUGCCGUGGUGAAAUCAAAUACUUUCAGAGGCGAGAAUUUUAUUCCACCUACCUACCGAAGAACCCGUGACAUCCAUUUGCUAUACAUUUACCACACAUAAAGAUUUAAUACUAAAUUUUUAUCACUUUUUUAAAAAUUGUUUUAUAAUUUAGCAUAAUAUAUGUAGAUUCCCUUAAAAAAGUCAAAGGCGGUCGCUUCUAGAUUACCUUCUUGGCCACGCCACUGCACUUGUAAGUUCGGAAAUAAGCAUUUAUACUGGUUAGUCGUUGCUACAACCAUAGUCGAAACUACUGUCCAGGCCAGUUUGACAUGAAAUAAUUUAAAAUUAAAACUUCAUUCUCACAUCUAAAAUGCCCACCGCUUUUUUCCAUAUUUAUCAUUUGGCCUGUCCUAAUAAAAUUAUCUAGUUCCGCUUAUGGUGACAACAUGAAUUUUGUUUUGGCGAAUUAUCUGGUUUUAUUCCUUAUCAGACAUUAGUUUUACAGUUUUGGUUAAUGGUAAGAGAUUCUUAAAAGUGCCAUGAUUAUGGUUAUGGUUAAUAAAAAUAAUAUACAUCUAUAUUUUAAAUUAUGUAAUUCUUAAACCUGAUAAUUUAUGUAUUCUUAAUACUAUACAUCUAUAAUUCCAUUAAUUUCAAUGGUUACAUUAAAGUGAUUUUCAUUUUUCAUAUAUUCAAUAAUUCAUGAAUAAAAGACCAAACUGAUAGUUUACAUUAUCUGUAUAGUGUAUAUACAUGCAUAUUGAUACUUAUUUUACGUAUUAAACUAUAUUUUAUUCCAAUUGUUAAAUGUAUUUUAUUUUUUAAUAACUAACCUUUAAUUUUAAAAUCACACAAAAUAUUUUCGCUUGAAUAGCUUUUUAGGCAUCUUAUCUAUAUGAAAUUUACAAAUAUGCUCACUUGAUUUAACAUUAGGUAUUAUGAUCUUAUGAAACAAACUAAAAAAAUUAAAAAUUAAAAAUUAUGAAAUCAAAAAUAUUGACUAGAUACAUAUAAUCAUUAUCAUUAGCCAAACUAUUAUUGAAAUAGCAUAACCGUCCUUUGUGUUUGGUUAUGAUAUUUCAGUAACCUGUUACCAAAAGUUAUAACCAAAAUCGCCAAAAUGACUUAUUUAUAAAUAAGAAACCCGGUUAGAUUUACUUUAAAAAAAAUCUUCUGCAUACCUUAUAUGCUAAAUAAAAUUAUACCUUUUUAAACUUUAUAUUUUUAUUACUAUGUUAUGAAACGGAUUUGUACCUGACUUCGCAUGUUUUCUUAUAUAACAAAUAAAUCAUGUAAAUGCACAAACUUAAGAGCCUUGAUUAUAAGAUAAUAUGUAUAUAUCUUAUGUUUAAUAUAAAAUUCCCAACUUUCUGACAUUUUUUCGGUUAGGAAACAUCCCAAACUUUCGUAACGUAACUUGACCUAUAAAAGACGUGGAUUUCCUACACCUUGGUAUGUAAUAUAGUUGAAAUAUUUCUCUAAAUUUUCGAGUUUUUUUUAAAAAAUACGUAAAAAACCAAUAAAUCCCUCGCUAUAUUCAGAAUCUAAAAAAGUAUACAACAAAUGAUAACGUAGUGUCUCUUACUAUAUCCGAAUCUAUGACAUCGACUUAAAAGUGGUGUUUUGUUUUUUUUUUUUAUUAUUAUAUUUUACAAUAAUAUUUUAAUUUAUAACACACUAUAUCCGAAUCUAUGACAUCGACUUAAAAGUGGUGUUUUGUUUUUUUUUUUUUAUUAUUAUAUUUUACAAUAAUAUUUUAAUUUAUAACACAUAAGGACAUAAGGUAUCUUUUUCCUAAACUGGCGCUGGUCUGGAGAGACCAGGUAGGAGUACCGAAAACGUACAAAACAAAGAAACAUAUUAUGUUCUCGUUUUAGAGUAAGUAUAAUACCUACGUCACGCUACCCGUCCCCCGUCAUUGCGUGAGCGAGUGGUUUUCGCACGGUGGGCGGGAGGCACGAGUAGGACGACGAGGGAUCGAGCCACGACGACGACGUCGUCGGUAAAUACGUGCGCGAGGGCCGCCAGCGUAUUUGGGUCAGCGACAACGGCUGCGCGGCCGCCACUAUUCGGCGUUUGUUGUUGUUGUCUGCGGCGGCGGCGGCGAGCGCGUCGACCCCCGGGCUUUUUGCGUGCAGCAACGGUGGCCGCCGCCGCGGCCGCGCCGAGCCGAUUCAGUGUUGCCGACCGUAGCACGGGCUACUGCGACGUCGAACGCGCGCAGCACGUGCUCUUUGCCGUUUUCGGCGGUGCACGUGCCGUUUAUUACGACUGCCGCCCGGCCACCACCGGCACCGGUUAUAAUAUUAUAAUAAUGUGUAGACUUCAUUUGCCACGGCGUGGCACGCGGUGGCGGUGGCGCGAAGCGGUAUUGUAGGUAUAACGUGUCCGCCGUCACGUAGGCCGCUCCGCACUAUUAUCGUCCGCUCGCGGGUUACCCGAUACCGCUGCGUAUACAGACCACUCACACCCGGGUAGGAAAAAUUAUAGGUACCUAUUUUUAAACUGUCCCGAUCCCAUACCAUCAUGACACGUGAUGGUUACAUAAUGUUAUUCCACUACUGCAGUUAAAUAAUAUUUAUUUUUUUUUAUUCGAAUAUUACUUGCAGUAUGGAUCACCGAGUGCGUUUGCGGGAAUUAUGCCGUUUAAAUUCAUCGAAAUAAGCGCUUGAAAACACUACCGUAUAAUUAAGUAUAGGUAGGUAGUUAAGAAUUGAGCACUUCAAAAACCAUUGCCUGAAAUCAAAACAUGAAAAAAAAGAACAAUUUUAAAAUUGAUAUGCUCCCCUCUGACAAAAACUACAUUACGAGUCGAGUGUAUCUAUGAAUUUGAUGAGGUUCGGACAUCAAAAGACAGACUUCGUAACAUAAUCACUAUAAAUACAAAAAUAUAUGUGCUCUCGUAUAUUGUGAACCUAUAUUUCAGCUACUGUGGGCCCAACAUCGCGGGCUAACCUCCAGCAACGGACGGAGAUUCUAGUAUAGUUUCACUACGAGCGCUCCGUAUAAAUCGGUCGGACUAUUUAAAUAUCUCGUGGAUAAUACGGCCUCCCGUCCGUUCUGCGCCGGCUUCCUUUUUAUUACCGAAAUAGAAUAAAAAUUUAAAAAAUAAUCAUCAAAAUAUACGUAUUACAUAUAUCUAUAUGUUAUUAUACGAGUGUAUUUAAAAGGAAUCGUUUUUGUUGUGUCUAUUGGUACAGAUAUAAAAGUAUUGCGUUUUGACUGCCAGGAAAAUAGUAAAACUAAAUCAACUAACGCGUUUGGUAUACAUACGUUUUUUUUAGGGUCUGAGCGAAACCUGAAAUGUUUUGGUUUUAAAAUAGUGUUUUUUUUCUGUCUGUAAACAUCUUUCUAUUAGUAGUCUUGCUUCAAUCAAAAACUGAAUAGAACGCUUUUUGUAAAAAUGUUGAUCUAGUUGGUGCAUUGGGGCAGCUGUUUUUUAAAUUUGUAUUUGUGAUUUUCUUAAUAAUUGGGAAAAGCCGGUAAUUUUUUGUACAAUUGAUGUUGAUUUCUGGGUUACCGUGGCAACAAAGGAAAAUAUACGACUAAUAAAACUCUGCUCAGAAUAGUUUUUCUUUAACAACGGUUUAUCUUUACGUACAGAUAUAAAUUAAAUUAAAAUAUAUAUCUUUGCUUUGAAUUUCCUUUCUAAAAUAGUGGUACACUCAUCUGCAAUAUCAGCCUUCAUUUAUUGCACUCUUAAAUUUCCGUAUAUACCGAGUUUAGAGCAUUAGCUCGUACCAUUCUGUAAUCACCUGCCUGUCUGUUUAUGAUGGUGUCCAUUCUCGAUCAUAUACAAAGUCAUUAUUUGUCAUUGUGAUAUAAAUUUAAAUUUAAAUAUAAUUAUUUUUAAUAUAAAAUAUAUGAAUUUUAAUAUAAUAUAGAAACCAAAUAAUGUGACUGUACCUGCAAAUAGUAUUAUAAUGCGUCCAACGUGAAUUUUUUUUUAAAUUUUUCGAAGAGGCAUUAAGCAUUAUGAAGUAUAUAAUAUAUAUAUUAUAAUGCUUAAUUUUUUUUUUUUGAAUUAUUUGUUUUUGUGGUUGGUAAAAAUAUUAGAUGUGACCUAUUUUUUUUCCGAGUGACCUUCGGGCUUUUUAGGCUACAGCGUUCGAUGCUUCUUAUUCGACGUAAAUUCUCAAUUUAUUAUAUAUAUAUAUAUAUAUAUAUAUUAUAGGACUAGGUUCUGGAUUGUGUACUAGGACUCAAUCUCAACUUUACUGUUUUGAGGGUAUUUUUUUUUAACAUAAUAAUUCAUUUCAAAAACUCCAGUUUAAAUUGUCGAUAAUUUUUACUAAGCUAAAACAAUUUUAUCUACAUAAAUAAAUAAAUAAAAACUUGAAAAUUUUAAAUGGUUAUAAAUAGCUCAACUGUCGCUAGACUAUUUUGAUAAUUGUAUACCUCCUCUAAGUAUAAAUAUUGACAACCCCAUUACGUUCAAUUUCGGAAACCAAGGAGGUAUGUUACAAAAGUACUAUAAUAAAAAUAUUCGUUGAAAUUUUAGGUCUAUAUUACAAUUAUUUCUAAUACAAUUACAAUGAGAAAACAAAAUGUAUGACAAAACUUACUAUUGGUAAAUAGUGAACGUAGGUAUUAUACACUUACCUAAAAUCUGGUUUUGCAUCAUUCAUGGUAAUAAUUGCUCAAUCGAAAAUGGUCAUAAAAAAAAUGUCCAAGUGUAAAUAUCCACGUACUAAAUAACCACGGGAAAAUAUGGCCAAAUACAAAAAAGCCAGUUAAAAAGUUGUAUUUAAAUAUAUAUUUUUUUAAAUGUUUAAUUUUCCCCAUUGUUAUAUUAUCUACUGGUCAUUUUUGUAUUCGGCUAUAUUUUCACUGAAGUUUAUUACUUUUUUCGUAGCAAUUUUUUAUUUAGCCAUUGAUACCUACAUAGUAUCAUAAUUCAUGUACCGAUGACCUGUUACCAACUAUAGGCUCGAUUUUACUUUUAAUAUCCAUUUAUUCACAUAUUUUAUGUAUAUUCUAACUAUUUAUUCGCAAACACAAAGGUUAUUGGAACAAAUAGGUAAUACCUAUUCAAUAACAUAUUAGAUACAUAUAUUAUGUUUUAGACACGAUGAUGGUAUGAUAGUGUGUGAUUUCACAUUAACCACGGUCUACGGGUGGUCUGAAAGUGAAACAUUUUGGUUUGAGGGUAAAUCGAUAUUAUGUUAUACUUAAUAGUCCCGAGCUAGAAUAUAAAACAUUAUUACUGCUUACGAAACGUUUGGAUUCCUUACAUUCACAUUGAUGAAAAACAUCUUUUUUGCUAUACAUAAUAAUAUUAACAAAAUAAUAAUAUACGUGCUGUUGUUGUUGUUGUUGCUGCUUCGACUACUGUUGUUAUGCGGUCGUUGUCUAUAAAUAAGAUAAUUAAAAACAAUAUUUAUUUCACAGCGCAAUGGUAAACUGCCAAAUAAAUGGUAUACUUUAUUCAAAGUUAUAGGUACUCAUUAUUCUAAAUAAAAAAAAAAAAUAAUAAUAAUAAUAUUUGUUGAUCACUGCUGCUACAUUUGCGUUGUUUUCAAAGGUUUUGUUAAUUUUUUGUUAAUAAUGGCAUAUAUAUUAUAAUAUUAUUAUUAUUUUUAGGUUUUUUUUUUGGUAAUUCUAUGAUGAAGUUGAUAAUUACUUUAUCCUGAAUGGAUAAUAUUUCAAUAUUAUCCAUUAUAUACGGCUCUCCUUGUUUUUUAAUCUAAAUGACUAGUCCUAUAAAUAGCAGGUCUGAAGGUUUUCCUAUUUCUCUAAAAUAAUUGAAAGUGAAAUCGUGGUUUCACUCAAGGAUAUCAGAUGAUAGAUAGUCAAAUUUAUGUUUAUCAAAUGUACAUCAGGAAGUUGAUAUUUUAAAUGUAAUUAGUAAUAUUUUAGAUGUUUUUAUAAAAACUAAAAUAGAAAGAAUUAAACUUAUAGUGUGAAUAUGUUAAUUUGUUUUGUUUUUUUCAUAAAUUGGCCACUCAAAUUAAUCAAUGGAGUCGUGUCUGUUUCUCUAGUCUAAAAAUAUUAAUUCAAAUUUUAGGUACAUAAAAUAUAAGAAAGUGUACCUAUGUACUUUAGUAUUAAAAAAUUUUGCAUAUCUGAAUUUCAUGCCAAAAAAGUAUACAUAAAUUAGGACGUCUGAAUUACAUACUAACUCGUACAGAGAUCUGUCCGAAUUUCAUAUCGUGUAAAAAUUUACUCAUCACAAUUAUUUAUUUUAGAGUUAAUUUUUCAAAAACUAAAAAAUAUAACCAAUCAAGAUUGUUUAAAAAUAUUUAUUUUUAUUUAUUCAUAAAAAAAAAACGUAGUUUAUUUUUUAGCUAUAAAUCUCUACUUUUUAACCAUCACUUAACUUUAAAUUACUGAAUUAAAAUUAAAUUAAAGUGAUAUUUUCUUGUUACAUUUUUAAAACUUAGGACCAACACUAGAAACUUGAUUGCCGUACUAUUGUGGUUAAACAUUUUUAAUUUUUUAAUUCCCUAUUAAAUGUAUAAACAAUUUAAUUUUACGAUUAUUGUUAUAUCCAACGUUAUAUCUUAUAUUUUUUAAUUGAUUGUUGUCAAUAUACCUAAUAUAAUGAAGUAUUUAUUUUGUUUUUGGCAACACCAUAUAUAUGCUUACUUUUGUGCAUACAUUACUUUAGGUGAUUUUGAGACUAAAUAAAAUGUAUGUAUAUAGAUACAAAUUAAUAUUUUUAAACAAUUUUGAUUGACUUUUUUUUUUUAUUAGAAGUCUAAAAUAAAAAAAAUUAGGUUAUGAAAGUAAAUUUAUACACGGCAUGUAAUUCAGUUAUACUCUUGUUAGAAGUGACAUACAAUUCGAGCAGACCCCUUUAAGAGAUAACAUAUAAUUCAAAAUUUUUUUCUUUUUGAGAUACGAUUCGGAUUUUAACGUAUUAAUAUUCACCUUCAUAAUUAAAAUUAGGUAAAUUUAAACAUUUUAAAACGGUGUGCAAGUAUAAUAAGUUUACAUAAUAGAGACUAAAUCCAAAAGUAACUUUAAGCUUGAUAUGAAUUAUGAUAAAACAAAAGUAUCCUGUGUAAUUUACAUCCAAUAUUAAUAAUUAUAAGGAUGAUAUUGUAAUACUAUAGUAUAUAAUAUAUUAUAUAUAUUAUACAAUUAUGUUGUUUAUAAUAAUUAAAAUUAAUUAAUAACUUUGUCCUUGUCAUUUGAGAAGUUAUAUUCGUAUAAAGUAUAAGCGCUUUAUUAAAUAUUUCAUGUGUGAAAAAGAGUAAUUCAAUACCCUACUAAUAUAAUGAAAAAAUUUGAAUGUUACAAGUAUUCAUAUAUUCAUUGUUUACCGAAUUUCAACGUGUUGUGUAAUUUAUCAUACUCAUAUUUAUUAACCAAUUAGCUAAAUGAGUUUGUGAUUAAAUAUAGAUACGUAAAUGUUAUGAUAUAUCAAGUAUACGUAUCAGGGCCUAAAAUUAUGCGUCGUUACACACAUAGUAUGCAAUAGUGUGAGUAAAUUAUUUUAAAAUUUAAUAUUAUAUAAUUUGAUAUACCACACAAUAGUAAUUUAUUUGAAAUUAUUUUUCAAAAUAGUCAAUAUUUUUUUCGAUUUUUUUUAUGUAUAGUACAUAAGAAGAUUAUGUGAAAAAACCAUUGGAAAAUACAGGAUCUUCAUUUGGUGGUACUUAAUGCAUUUUUUUAAAAAAUUAUUCACAGUAUUUUUUUUUUUUUUUGAGGAGAAGGAAAAGGAAAAUCGAUGUGUGUGCAGUAGCAAAUUGUACGUGAAUUCUUCACUUGGUGGUCGAAAAAAAAUUGUAAGAAAUGUAUUUAUGUUUCAAUUCACAUUUUAAAUUCAAAUAUUGAUAAAAUUCGUAACAUUUAAAUUCUGAGCGUAGCCAGGGAGCUAUUGGUUUUACAAUGCCGUUUAUUCUUUCUUUCUUCUUCUUUGUUCUAGUCUAUGGACACGUUUCUUCCUAGUAAACUUGCUCCGAUGUUUAAGUGUAGCAUCUUUUCUGAAAAAUAAAGGUUCUUACGUUUUUGUAUAUGAAAGUCGCUUUUAAUAUUCCUUGUAGUUUGAACUAUGAAAAUCCGUGAAGAGAUGUUGGAACAACGGGAUUGUUUCCGAAAAUAAUGUUUUCAUUAUAUUUUUGUUGUAAUUAGGUUCAAAAUAAUAUUGUAAAAAUCUGAGAUUUCAUAAAAUAAUUAUAUGUUUUAGCUAUUUAAAAAUAUUUUAUUUUAGUUUUUGUUUUAUUUCAUGUGGAUAAAAUUGUUUUGAUGAAAUGUAUAAAUGCCUGCAAAUUGUACACGUGGUUUAUCAUAAACUUAUACUUAGUGGUCAAGAAAAAAAGUUUUUUGUACUAUAAUUCAGUAGGUUUUUUUUUUAUACGCGUUCAUAUUUAAAAUCGAAUGAAAUUCCUAAAAAAUAUAUGUACUCACCUUUUUUUUAUCUAUAUAUUUUAAUAAUUGCUAUACAUAAUUAAAUAUUAGGGCAUGAAGUCAUUGGAGUGCAGUUUAGUAAUAAAAGUAUUCUGGGCCCCAUUCGAAAAUUGAUAGGUAAACUAAAAAUAAAAUGUGUGUAUAUUUCUACAACAGUGNGGUGAAAGGUGAAAGGGUUCUGAGAGAAUUCGAAUGUAUCUAUAAUUGAGCCUUAAAUUCAUAUACCUAAAUAGGUUAGCUAUAUAUAAAUAAGUUAGUUCCACAGUUAAGUUCAAAUAAAAUUGAUUUAGAAUAUAGUUGAAUUAUAGUAACUAAAAAAUAUUAAUAAUAAUAAUAAUAAGUAGGUUACCUAAAACUUUUAACCUAAUCACUUUUGUUACAGUUAUAAUAUAUUAAAUACCACAAAAAAUAAAAAAUAAAAAGUUACAUACCUACAUUUUGGUUGUAAAAGGUUGUAAAGAUCAAUUAACAGUUGCAAAAAAAAUUCUAUAUUAUUCUCUAACCAUUGAUAUGUCUUCUAUAUGCUCUACCCCAAAAGACGUCAUUUUUAUUUUUUAUUUUCAAACAUUUGAUAUUCUUAUAAUAUUUAUAUUUAAAGAAGUCGGUGCUUUAAAUCAGUAUACAUUACAUAACUUUAAAUUUGUUAAAUUCACAUCAAAGAAAAUAUCAAAAAUUAUAUUUAAAAAAAAAAAAUUAUAAUAAAAAUAAAUAUUGUUAUCAAAAUUUUAUUUAUAAUUAUAUAGGUAAGAAUAUAUUUUAAUAUUUAUUGGCAUAUUACAAGUUUUACGACAUCUUUAUGUGCCAUUAUGAUUGGAUUUUUCUUAAUAACGGGAAGUUUUAAUAAAAAUAUAAUUUUAUAUUGUUCUAACUUUCAAGUGACAUGAUGAUGUGAACUGUGAAGUAUUUGUAUACAUUGUAUUAUUGUUAAAAUUAUAAUGCAGUAUAAUAAUAUUUAUUUCAAACAUAUACUCAUAUAUGUAGAAAAAUCAUAUUGAAAUAAAAAAUUAUAUUGAACAUGAUGGUACAUGUACUCGGUACUCAGUAGUUAUAUUAUAUAAUAAUAUACACAAGGUGUGACAAUAUUCGACAAGUGUAAUAACUAUGGUUGUGUUCCAUAUUUUUAGUUUUUAGAAUUUUUUUUUUUUUAGUAUUUACUAAAGCCUCACGCUAUGAUUACUCUAUUUUAAAUUUUUGAUAAUUAAAAAUAAAAUAUUUAAAUUUUUAAACAACUUUCCUUUUUCAAAAUCUAAGAUGCGAUUUUGUAAAUAUAUUUUUAAACAGAACAAAAGUUUCUAAAUUGUUUUAAAGUUUAAAAAAACAUUUAAAAAAUAAUUUUUUAUUGACAAAUUGGUGAAUCGAUUUAUAUUUUUUAUUAGUGAUAAUGGAAAAAAUUUUAAUUAUCUUAAGCAUCAAAAAAUAAUAUCAAUCAAAUCAAACAUUUCUACCAGUUUAGAACUCCCGCCCUAAAAUGAGCUUUAUUGUAUAUAAUAUAGUUAUUAUUACUUAUUUUCUUAUAAUUCUCUUAAUUAUUCUUAAUAAUUAUACUUCGAUAAUUUAGUAUUGAAUUAAUAAAAAAUAUUCGUUAUUUUAAACAUAAAACUAAGUUUCAAAAAAUUAAAACUGGCUUUAAACUUAUUUAUUGUCAAAGCAUGUAGAACAUAUAUCAUAUAGUAUUAUUAAUUUGAUUAAAUUACAGAAAGUAUAAUGUAAUUUCUUAAAAAAAAAAAAACCCUAAUGGAGGUAUUACUUUUAAGGGACGAGUAAAAUAUAUUAAUAUAUUACUCCCAAUCAUGCACUUGUAAACUUGAUCGGGAAAUUAGCACGUGCGUCAUAUCGGCCGAGUGUGUCUCCAAGGAAACGAAAAUCGUAAUCAAGUUAUUGUCAUGGGAGUUUCGAUACCCAACACUACACUACCUAUCUAUAUAAUAAUAUAAUUAAGUAUAAUAUGUCCGUCUAUACACUAUAUUUACUAAUGGGUUACUCAUAUUUAUAGUAGAGGUGGUUUUUUUUCUAUUAUAAACAACCUGUGGCCAUUUACACACAAACCACGGUAUCAAAUCGCCGUUAUUAUUAUUAUUGUUGUUGUUAGGAAACCACCGCAGUAGGUGAGUGUGCUAUUUCGAUGGUCGUCAUUAACUUUUGUGAGCCGUUUCACACACUGCCGGCCAUAAUAUUCGUUAGACUUAAGUAUAAACAACAUUAUUAUUAAAAAUAAUAAUAUAUGUAAAAAAAUCCUUGGUGUGGACUAAUUUAUUUUGAUGACAACACGUCCUGUUUUAAACAGGAUUGUCCGAUUUUUUGGCUUGGUGUCCUAUGUUUCUAAUCGGAUUUAAACAGGAAGCAUAAACUCCUAUUUUCUGUGACUGCUCUGUUGUGAUUUUAACAAUUAAUUGAUAAAAACAUCAUCUAUAUAAUACAUCUGCUUUAGAUAUUUUUAGAGUAGAGCUUUUAUGUAAUAUUGUUAAUACAUUUGUAUAAAAUACAAAAGCGUUCAUCGGGGCUGUUAAAUGGUAUAAAGAAAACACAUUUGCCGUGGUACGUACAUCUCAUACCUCGGUCAAUUUUAUAAUAAUCAGUAAUACGAGGUUUGUCUAUUAAAUAAAGAGACUGCGCGCACAGAAAACGUCCCAAAAAAGUUAAGGGAAAACCGAAUACAGCGCUGGUUAGCUGGAAGUCUCUAUUAUGUCAAUACAAAAUUGGGUUUUUGUUGGUGCAUUAGUAUUUUUUCUGUAGUGUUUAGAAACGAACGUGUUUUUUUCUCGUGCCGAAAACCAUGUGUGACGAAAAACAUGAGCAACGGAUAAACGUAAAAUUUUCUCGUUAAACUAAAAAAAACUCCAACUGAGUGCUAUAAGUUGUUAAAAGAGGCCUAUAGUGAGGAUUUUCUAUCUCGGGCGCGUGUUUUUGAGUGGCAUAAAUUAUUUUCUGAAGGUCGAGAGUGCACCGGAAUCCAAUUCAGUCGUAAUCCAAAUUCAAANAUCAACGGCAUCGUGAUGACUGAAUGGGUUCCAGAGGAUCAAACUGUGAACCAACAUUACUAUUUGACAGUUUUGGCAACAUUGCGCGAAUGAGUUCGUAAGAAACGGUCGAUAUUGUGGAAAAACAAGUCGUGGAUCUUGCACCAGGAUAACGCAUCUGCCCAUAACGCGCUGUCUGUGAAGCGUUAGUUGGCCGCUUAAGGCACUCCAGUACUCGAACACGCGUCUUACUCACUUGGCACCCUGUGACUUUUACUUGUUUCCGAAGAUAAAGUCUACCUUAAAAGGAAUCCGGUUUGGGUCGAUGGAAGAGGUGAAACAAAAAUCGGCGGAACUCCUGAAUGGUCUUACGAAAACAGACAUCCAGCACUGCCUCGAGCUAUGAAAGAAACGAAUUAAACGGUGUGUGGCAAGGGGAGGAGAGUAUAUUGAAAGGGAACAUUUGGUUGUGGAAUAAUUUUUAAAAUAAAACCAUUUUUCAUAAUCAGUCUCGUUAUUUAAUAGCCAGAACUCGUAUAGUUAUUACUUGUACUUACUAGUAUUUAUGAAUUAUAAUUAUAAGUAUAUAAUAUUUAUAAUACUGUAUACCUAUAGUAUAAUAUUGAUAAAAACUCUAUUUAGAGUGAGUAGGUAUAACUUUAUAUGCCUAAACAAAACUAUUUUAGGUAACCUUUAAGAUUUUAAAUUUAAUUUUAAAAAAAAUUGAUCUAACCAUUGAUAUUUAGAAAUCUCAAGAUAUAGUUAUAAUGUAUGGUUCAAAUCAAAACCCAAAAUCAUAAUAUUUGAUUUUUAAAAUCAAUUUGAAAUCGAGUCCACCUUUCAAAUCUUAUGUUUUCCGCCGAAUAGUCAAACACGGCUCUGCGUGUAUGUGUAUUUAAACAUAUUAUAUCAGCUAUAUAUAAUACGGUCUAAAUUGGAGGAAAAGUUAAAGGUGCAGAAAUUGGGUGGAGCGGAGGUGAAUUCGUCUCUGACUGCAAAAUUAGGCACGGGGAAUUAAAUCAAACAGAAACAGCGAAGUUUCGUCGGAAUAGAUAUAAAAAAAAUCCCAUCCUCCCUCCCCCCUUCUGCCCGGCAUAAGUGUGUACUGUAAAUACGAUUUGAACGUCUGCUGUGGACUUUACCAGGAGCUGGGUAUCCCCCGACGCUGCCGUCGUAUAGGUACACACUCCUCCAUACAGCACGUCGGGCGGUUGGUCGGAGAGCAGGGCUGGUAUGGCGGAGGCGGUGUGGUGACAGCGGCGACGCUGGCGCGUUGGCAACACUGUACGCCACGUUCGUACAGUCGCGUAUCUCCGUCUCUGUGCGGUUCGCGUUCACCACUAUACACUCACCCCUUCCGCAUUAACAGAGUAUCGCACCCGUCAUCCGAACGUCCACCGCUACAACCGCCGUCUCCGCAUCAGCCUUCGUCCUCGACGUCUGAAAAACCACGACUACCGCACCGAGCCGUUUCACCCUGGGCACCGUUUCCGUAAAAUACUUAAACACGGAUUUUUACCGAGUGGGCAAUCACGCACGAAAAACAAACGUCGAUCUAACAUGAGUGACUCGCAAGUGAGUAUAAUAGGGAAACCCGCAGCCACCCGUUUAUUAAUGUUACUACUAUAUUGUUAUUAUAUUAUAGUUGCCUGUAUAAUUAUAUUGGUUUUAUAUGAUUAUAAUCAUACGAUUAUUAUUACGAUAAAUAUCUUGGAGCUGAUCGGAGGGGGCGUUCGCGAAAUGUAAAUAAAUAGCAUCUGGAUAAAUAGGGCUUCCCCUCUGCCGGGUCGUCCCGUCUAGGUAACGUCUGUGAUUUUCCGGUAUCCGCGAACGCGAUGUCGGGGCGGCGAUUAAUAAUCGAGCGUGCGUAGCAGUACUAUAAUAUAUUGAUAACUUUGUCCGCGGCCUUGCAACGUUUACACUCCGCCGCGCAUUUUCGCCCACCCCGCCGUCCCGGUUCAGCGGUUCCCCCCCACUGGUAACAACACCCCGGGAAGGACGUAUAGGGAAUUUAUAACACGUAAACUUAUCGCGGGGUUGUCUCGCCGAUACGACACGGAUUUUUCUUACGCGAAAUAGCUAUAUAACUAUACGUAUAUAAUAGUAUUAUCUAUACCGAUAUAGUUAUAAUGAUAGUAACAUAGCGAAUAAAAUGGCGCAAGCCGACGAUGAGUGUGAUUUCGAUGAAUGAUAUUAUUGGUAGGCGGCAGCGGCGACGACGGCGGCGUAGGAGGCGGAAAGAAGGGAGGUCGGCGGCGACUGUUGUAGGCGUUUCUGAACAAGGGAGGCGAGCUGCGGGUAGAGUUUGGGCGGGUAGUCCCCGGGGGUCGUUAUUGCUAAGGCGCGCAUUCGGGGUAUUGAUUAUUUGUCCCGGAAGAAUGCGAUGGCGGGAAACGCACACACAAAUAAUAUCUUAUUAUAUAUAUAAGUAUAAUAUAUAUGUAUGUGUUUAAUAGUAUUUUCCAUUUUCCGGAUGGUUAGCACGGUUAUGCAACGACAAUAAUAAUAAUAUACUAACGGAUGUAUGUUAUAAGUCACUUUAUUUUUUUUUUGCGAAUUAGCAAUCUUUAAUAUUAUAAAUGAUUAUUUAUUUUCUCAUGGUGUAACCCCGUCGUCGGUCGUCACAUCUAGAUUUUUGUUAUCUGUAAUAUUGUAUAGGCAUGAAUAAGAGCAAAACAGGCUUUUGAUUUUCUGAUAAAUGAUUGUACAAAUUGGAGAAUGAAUCUUCUUUUCUUUUUUUUUUAAAGCAAAUAUGUACAUUCGUAAAAUUAUUGUUAACCGAUUAAAGACGUCAAAAGCAUACUUGAGGAGAGUACCGUAACUUCGACUUAAACAACUUUAUAUAUUCUUUCCUAAUUAAUAAUUUUCUUUACUUGACAUGGAAAACAAUUUUGUUCGGGAAAGAUUGUACAAUUUUUCUUCGGUCAACCUAACCAUUAACUAUUUUUUUAUACUUUCGGGAACGCAAUGGUUGCGGUUAUGUUCAGUUAAAAUUUGAAUUACCCGCAGACUUUUUAUUUAGUACUUUGAGUUCUAAACAAUAUUUCAGCACCAUAACCUUUAACUGAAUUAUUUUAAAACGUAUAUUUUUUUUUAUUUUUUUUUUUUAUCGUUCCCAUCCCCUUCAAAUAGCUCGAGGGCUGUUAUUGGACUAUUAUUAUAUGGGUGUGACUUAGUACUAAGUAUAUAUUAUGAUGGUAAUAUUAUAUUAUUAUAUUAUAGGUAUAGUCUUUGUGUCUGAUGAUGAGAUUGUAAACUGGAGACAGGAUGUCUAUUAUACGGCGCAUUCUAUAGGCAAUUUAGGGACAUGAGUGUAUACAAUGCGCACUUGAUGUGUACACGCAUGCCGCGUUACAAUUACAUUGUUGUACCUACGUCAUACACUUAAUGAGACCAAUUUAAUACGUCUUUUACCUACAUAAAAAAAAAAAAUUAAAAAAUGUUGUUUUAUUUACAUGGUCGUAAACCAUACAUAAACACAGAAUACUAGCGUGAUUGUCGGCAAGUACAAUAUUAUAUAGUUUGUUUGGAGAGAGUUUUAAUUUUUUGCUAUUAUUAUAAUAUCGAUUGGUGUCAUGGUUUUUCGAUUGAUAAUAUUAUGGUUAUUAAUGUAAGCCUUAAAACGUUUUCAUUAAUCUACAGGAUGUCUUAGAAAAGAACGAUAAACUCUACGGAAUGUUAUUCUUUAUGUGGCUAUUAGAAUAGGGUUUUUGAAUUUUUUUUUUAACAUCAAAACUUUGAUUUUACUGAUUUUAUAUUUGCAAAAUAUCCGUACAAAAUAAAAAUAAACCAUAUCAAAGAAUUUCUUGAAAAAUUAUCUUUCAAAAUGAUUACUUACUCAUUAUCGUCACUAUUUUUGGCUUAUCAUGUCCAAAUCGUAAUUUCAGUGUAAUACAUGAAUUUGUAUAUACAUUUGUCAGGGAUUUAAACGGAAUCUAUUAUUUUUUAUUUAAGCACCAAUAUUAUAGCCCUAUAAAAAAAAUACGACUAAUUUGAUUUAAAACAACAUAAUAAAUACCUAAAUUUAGUUGUUUUUCUUGAAUUUUAUUGUUAUUAUAGUUAUAAAAAAAUUAUUUGAAUAACUAUUCAACCUCACCUCCGUUAACUUCAAUACAUUAAAGAAAUUGUUGAUGGAAUAACCUCCAAAUAUUUUGGAAAAGUUCUGGAGUAAGUUUUUUUUUCUGCCGCAUUAUUUAUUCGUUCAUUAAGCUGCUUCCUACUGGCAAUUUAUUGAUCAUAAACUGUUUUUAGGUCAUUCUAUUAAAGACUUUUUAAAUGUAUUGAAUUUAAUGGAGGUCAUGAUAAACAAUUACUCAAAUAAUUUGUUUCUUGCUAGUAAUAAUAAAAUUUAAUAAAGACAACAGAAUUUGGAUAUUUAUUAUGUUUUUUUACAAUCAAAUCAGUUGUAUUUUUCUGAUAGGUUCGUUAAAUUUACAUUUAAAUAAAAAAUAAUUUAUUCUAUCGAAAUCCCUGAUAAAUGGUUAUACGAAUUCAUGUGUUAUACCAAAAUUACGAUUUCAAACAUAAGGCCAAAAAUAGCGACGAUAAUGAUAAUUUUUUAAAAAAAUCGAGCAAUCCCUUAUUUAUAACGAUUCUCUGGUAUGUUUAAUUUUUAUUUCUUAUAAAUAUUUUAAAACCAGUAAACCAAAGUUUAAAAAAAAUCUAAAAACCUUAUUUCUAUAGUCACAUAUAAUACUCCAUAUAGUAUUCAUUAUUUUCUGAUACAUCCUGUAUAUAUGUAUAUUUAUCGCGAUAACAUUCAUAAGUCAUAACUAUAAAUAUCUAAUACUAUUAAUUAUUAUAAUAUACAGAUAAUCCGAGCUAUACGACGAUUUAAGGUAUCCCAUCGUUGUCAACAGAUACUUGGUUUUUAACUGUAGUCACUAUUUAGUAUUUUGUACAGCACAGCUUAUCUGUAUAUUCUAAAAUCAAUGCUGGUACCUACCAAGUAAUAUAUAUUAUAUAGUUAUAUUAUUUGGUUUUAUUUUAAUUUUACAAAUUUGUAAAUACUGUAAAAUACAAAUAUAUCAAAACAUAAUAAUAAUGUUAGGCACAGAGCCAGGAUUUUUUUUUUUGGGGGAGGGGGAGAAUGGUCCAAAUAUAAAAUUUAUUACUAACUACCAAUAAUCUUUUUUUUUUUGAGAAAAGUAAAUAUUUUGGAAGUUCCAGAUCUCACGAAUCCUCAUCCGUCUAUGACUACAUCCAUGGAGGUCAAGGGACUCCUCUGGCUACGUACCUAAAUAAUAAUAUACCUGAAAUAUCAAUACUUUUUGGAAAAAGUUUAAACUCUAAAAUAAUCAUCAAAUAAAAGUAAAAAGUGAAAAAAAUGUCAUAACUAGUAUCUAUUAGUUAUCUAAAAUUGUAUUCAAAUAUAUAAUCUACCUUCAGUUCUUAAUAUUAACAUAUAUAAAUCAUACUAAAUAUAUUUUCUAAACAGUCAUACAUUUUGAUUAACUAAAAAUUUUAUCCGUUUUGAAAAAGCCAAAUCACUAUGAUCAUAAGAUAUAAAUACCUAGAUACCUACAUAGUUCGUUUUACGUUAUUUUUGAUUUAUUAAGAUGUUUAUUAUAAUUUAUAGUUAUUCAUACAUCAUUAUUUUCCUUUCGUUAAUUUUACAAUUCUUCGUUAAAUUUUAGUUUUUAACAGAUGUUAAUUAAAUUGUAAUUUUUGUCAUCACAUGUUUUUACUAUUCUAUUCUAUUUUUGUAUUUAUUUGUAUACAAAUUAUAAAUGCAGAGGUUGCGAAAGAAAAAUUGAGAUUAAAAUGCUGUAAUAAAUAUAUAUGGAGUUACUUGAGAUAUUAUGUAGGAAUGGCACCAAUAAUUUAGAUUGUAGUUUGUAUCAGUUGAGUGUUCAGUUUAUUUUGUGUGAACUCUCAUAAGCCCCAAUAGGGACUCAGUACCUACUGUUAUAAUACAUUUGGAUUUUACAAUAUGAUUAUUUUAAAAGAGAUACAGUUAUGUAAAUGUAUUUUUUUUUUGUAUUGAAUUGCCUAAGAUGAGCGUUAUAUUAAUCUAAGUAAAAUAGAUAACUGUAAUUUCGGUGAUAUAUCGUACUUAGAAAUGUCUAAAUAGUUUGUGAUACACGAGUAGGUAUUAACACAAGAGACGGUCAAAGGUAUUUGACUUAGUUCAGGGCCCUCAAAGGAUAUUGAAAUGUCUUAUUACCAUUAAAUAUUAUAUAUACAUGAGUUCUUAAGCACAUAGACCACUUAAUAUUAAAUUUAUGCUUCUUUAUUUUCUCCUUGAAAUCAAGAAUAUCGUUCUUAAAUAAUUUAUUUUGGAAAUUUUAUUGUAAAAUAAAAGUUGAUUAUCUGAAAUACGUCACAUUUUGACAAUUUUCAUUGUGUAGGUUUCCUUUAAGUUCAACUUUUUAUAAUAUUUGAAUAAAUCAUUAUAAAAAAAAAAAAUCGAUUCUGGGUGUAACCAAUAAACAUUUAACAAUUUUAUUACUUUUGAAUUUCCCUAUCAUUCGUUGCUUAAAUGGUAGUACUAAUAAUUUCUAAAUUAAGUUAAGUCCAUUCAAUAUUGGUUAUAUUUGAUUUGAAGUGAGUCUCAACACUACAAGUUAAGAAUUUCGAAAAUAUUUCAAAUUAAUUACCACCAGAUUCAUGUUUCACAUCUAUGCUUAAUGCGGAAAAAAUUUAAGCGGUUACAAUAACUAAAAAAUGGUUUUCCAAAAUUGAUGAAAAGGUAAAUACAUCUACGUUCCCCACAAACACUACACUCAGAAUCUUAAAAUAUAUACAUAUAUAAUUCUGUCCAAGAGUUCUUAUAUUUUACAAUUUCUAAUACAAUAAUAAUUGUCAAUUACCUAUAUAAAAUUACAAAGAGUAGGUAUCCGAGUUUGCAAUAAAAAUUUGUCUGAUAUUUUUACUACCUAUAUAAAUCUUUCGUUAAGUCUUCAAGACUUCAACGCUAACUCCUCUGAAUUGCACAUGCUAUUUGCAGCUAUCAGUGUGCAUUAAUGUUUUGUUUAAUUCGUGUUAUUCUAAUUUUAUUUAUAAAACAUAGUUAAAUCUCCAGUCGUAUUUAACUUAAUAACUUAAUUUAUUAAGUUAUUUAAUUUUGUAACUAACCAUUCCAGUCUUUUAAUUGGCUGCAAUAUUCACGUCCAACAUUUGUAUAAGUUGUGUAUUAUAAUUAUUACAAAUUAUGGUAGAAACGCUAAUGAGUAAUACGUUUAUAUGAAAAAUGAUGUUCAUAUAAUGUAUACUAUAUUUAUAGUACAUAUUAUUUAUUCAUUUGAUAUUUUACUCAGUAAAAAUUGUUCAAUAAUUUUAAUAUUUUAUUGAAUAUAUAUUAUAGUAUUAUUGAUACCUAAAUAUACCUUUUUUUUAUAAUAAUUUUUUAAAUAAUUACCAAGUGUUUUCAUUUAUUGAAAUUUUUUUAAAUUUUUUGCAGAGAUUCCUCGUCAAAACAGAGAGGAGUGGCAAUGUCUACGUCCACGUUCAAGUAAUAACCAAUAAUUUGAUUAUAAUAAUAAUAAAAUUAUAUGUAUGUUUUAUUAAUUUUAUUCGGGUAGGUAUAUAUUAUAAAAUAAUAGAUAGUUUUUAAUCAAGCUAAUUGAGUUACCUACUCUGCAUUAACAAAGAAUAUUAAAAUAAAAAUAAAAAUGUACAGUCAUGAACUUUUUCCAGUUAAUUAUAAUAAAUAGAUAGGUCCGUAUUCAAUAAAUGUAUAGAUAAUCCAUAUCUGCUGUAUACGAUAGAUUAUAAAACUUUAAACAUAAGAUUAUUUUAAUGCAUUGUCUGUACAAAUAUGAUGGGGUCACAUACCAAUUAUUAUUUCUUCUGGCUAUUCAGUUAAUCGUUUUAUUGUUUAAGAUUGUAAAACUCGAUUUACUGUAGAAAUAAUAAUACUAAUAUUUAUAACAUCAAUUGCUUCUUUUUUUUUUUAACUAUCUAAAAUCGAGUCAUAAUAAGUUUUAUUAGUGUUUAUGCUGUUUUAUCAUUAAAAACUUAACAAAUUAUUCGUUAUAGAUGAUUUUUUUUCUACGUUUAUUCAAGCGGAAUUAUAUUUAUAUAGGGGAGGAUGAUAAUUAAAAAAAAAAAAUGAUUUAUGAUAAAUAUUCAAUUCUAUAUAGGUUAGUAUUGUAAAAGUUAUACAUGAUUCAGACUUCAAAAUCUAAUAAUUUUUUCAUUAUAUAAGUAAAAGAUAAAUAUAGUUAAAAGGACUCCCUUUUUGUCAAUAUUUAAAUUUUAAAAGAUAUUGGUACAACAAAUAUUUUAUUUUAUACGUAAACAAAGUUAUUUUAAGUUUUUUUUUCAAUUUCAUAUUUAGUAUAAAUUAUUUUUAAUUUACAUUUUAAAUACUAGUUUAACAAUUAUUAUAGAUACUAUGUAAUAUACUUCAAGAAUUUAUAAAUUUGUUAAACUACGUUUCCCCGAAAAAUGACACAUCUUUUUUACUUGUGUAAUUCCAAAAACUGUUUAAAAUUAUAUAGUUGUAGGUUUAUAAUAUAGUAUGUUAAAUUAAGUAAUUUUGAUUUAUUUAAUUUAUUCAUUAAGGUACCUCGUUCUAUUAGACUUCUACUUAAAUUGUUUAAUAGUAAAGUCAAGUUCAAUAACCCUGUAUCAAUUUGAGAUUUUAGCCAUGUGAUUUUCAGUAUAUAUACAAAAAGCUUUUGAUAGAAUUCUCACAUAAAUAUUUUUUUUAACGAAAUAUAACGUGGGGACAGGAAAAAUACUGUAAUAUGAGUAUCUAUAUAGAUCAAGUAUAUACCUAUCUAUACUCGAUAUCAACAUUUUACAUUUUAAGUAUUUAAAUUUGAAUUAUUAAAUAACUAUACUCAAAUAAGUACAUGGAAAUCAAUUAUAAUAAUAAUAUAAUUAUUGUUAUUAAUAAUUAAUAUAAUGAUUAUACCUAUUAACUUUGAUUAUGUAUGUACAGUAUACCACAGUUUAGUUUUUAAAAACUUUAAACUUCAAAUGUUACAAAUAGAAAAAAAAAUGUAAUAUCAUGAUAAACUUUUUAUUUUUUCAUCUGCAGUACUUUUGUAUUAAAUUUUAAGUUUUUUUAUGGAGUAAAAGAAAUAUCCACAAAAACUCGAACAAUUUCAAAAAGCCAUUACCAUCUUUAUAGCGUGUACAUACUGUCAAAUUUACUUUGAAAAAAAAAAUAUUUCGAAGUACCUAACUAGUGACAUUUUUGGUAAUAACAAUUUUAUGAAAUACUUGAUAGAUCUAUCACCUAUCACCUAGACUAAAUACCCCAAAAAAAUAUCGAAAUUCGAUACUCAAUACUCAAUAUUUUCCAGAACUCUAUUAUGAUACAAGAUAUACAAUAUUGUAUCUAAGAUACGCGUAUUUAUUGAUACUUUUCAAUAUAUAUACUUGUUUCGAAUACACUGCACGACUGUGCAUACAUUUUACAUUACACAAUGCAUGCAUGGUAAAAAUGUAUAUAGUAUAAUGAGUACCUAAGUAAUAUAUUACAAUAUAAAUGUUUAAUCGAUUUCAUUGCUAAAAACUGUAGCAAAGUAAUAAACAUUUAAGAUAAUUAUUAUAACAUAGCUUUUUUAUUCGAAAUUUUGUAUACAAUAUAUUAUGUAAAAACUCAUUUCUUUGUUAUAACUGUAUAGUGCAUAACUAAAGUGGACUAGCCGAAUAGAAAUUUGCAAAUACGGGUUCUAAUAAAUAUGAAUUAAAAUUAUACUUAAUUAAGUAAAUAUUUAUAGCAAUAUUAUAGGAUCCUACAUUAUUCUCAAAAGAAUUUAAUGUUCCCGUUUCGAAUAAUCAUUUUAUUUAUUUAUGGGUACCUGGUAACUGUAAAUAGUUUUACAUAUUAUGAUAGGAAGUAUUUAUUAAACAGGGCUCUAUAAUAAAAGUAAGGAAUAGUUCCCCUACUAGUAAAAUAAUUCAUUGACAUAAAAUAUGAUUUAACUUAUUCGUCGACAAAAUAUGCGUAGGUUAUUAUUUUAUGUAAGGUUCUACAAUUAUUAAUAUUCAUUGAAUCUAAUCGUUCAUUACAUACAUUAUAGUAUUAUACAAUAACAUAUUAUUUAAAAUACCAACAACAACACUGAAUUGUUCCAAAACGGUUAAAAUAUUUAAAGAUAAUUUUUAGUAAAUAAAUAAAAAAACAAGAUACAGAAGAACUAGAACAGGUAUUAUAGGUAUCUACAAAAAAUAGUUAUAUUAAAAUCAAUAAACGUGACAAAGAAAGGCAGUAACUUGUUACAAAGUUACAAACAUCAGUAACUUUAUCACUUGUAAGUUACUUUUCGUUUUCUUGUAAUUUGUAACUUAACGAGUUACUUUUCAGUGAAAUUAAAAAAAUUACUAGUUAGUUUUUAUUAUUUUGUCACCGAUAUCUUGCCACUUCGAAUUUACGAAUUAUUAUCAUAUUUCAUGCAACAAUCCAGUCCAGUGCCCAUGUUGAACGAUUAUUUAGUAUUGGGGGCUUAUUGUUUGAUGACCGGAAAAACCCACGGCUGAUUAAACGUAACCAAAUAUUAAUAUUAAAAUUAAAAAAAUACUUUCAAUAAAAAAAUAUUUAAAAAGUCACUAUUAUAACUUAUACAAUUUUUACGAAUAACUAUUAUAACUACUACCUAGCAAUUAAAAAAUAAAACCAAUUUAAAAAGUAACUUUAAUUUGUGACUUCGUAACUUGUCAUUUUUUUAAUAGUAACUAGUAACUAUAACUUUUUCAGUUACUAAAAUUGAGUAACUUGCCUAAAUCUGAAAAGCGGGUUUUAAACGUUUCUAAUUAUUUAGCUAUAAUAAAUAUUUGCUUUAAUUGAAUUUAACGAAUUAUCUCUAUUUUAUUUUAGGGAGAUCUUGCCCAGCAAGAUAAAAGAGCCAUAUUUCUCACUGUUCAUGACUUGGGAUGCAAUCGUAAGUUGAAUCUAAUUUCAUUAAAUAUAUUUUUAUUAAGGAUUAUAAUAAACUUCAUACCAACACUAUGUAUAUAUACUUUAAAUUAAAAUGUGUUUCGUUAAAUUGUUGCACGUUUAUAUUUUAUGUGUACAUUUUACUCUCAAUUACUCAAUCAAAAAAAUUAAUUUCAACUGUGAUUUCGACACUUAAACUUUUUUGAAAACAUAAGGUACAAUUUUCAGAUACCUAUCUAAAAUAAGUGUUUAUAUAAUACAUUUUUGAGUAAUAUUUUAACUAUUUCUAUGGGUAAUAAAAAUUUAAAAUUGUUAUUUUAGAUAUCGUUUUUGAGAAUUUUGUCAACCAGCCAUGCAUGAGUGAAAUAAAAGACCGAUCGAUUUUUGUGCAUAUUGAUGUGCCCGGUCAUGAAGAAAACGCUGAUACUCUACCGGAUUCGUAAGAGUUAUCACAAACAUUAGCCUAUUUUUAGUUACAAAACUUCAAUAAUCACUUUUUUUUAUUUAAAGGUUUCAGUUUCCAACGUUGCAAGUGCUUGGUGAAGAUUUAGUUGCCGUUUUGGAUACAUUGCAUAUUCGUUAUGUUAUCGGGCUUGGAGAAGGAGCUGGCGCUAAUGUCGUAGCUAGGUUUGGUUUGGCACAUCCCUCGCGCGUCUUAGGACUAAUACUCAUAAACUGUACUGGAUCGGCUACAUCGGUGAAAGAAAAUUUCAGAUCAAAAGUGAGUAUACUAAUACAGUUUACUUUACCUUUUGUGUAUAAUUUAUAUGUUUUAUAUAUUUAUGCUAAACAAUUAUUUUAGUUUGUUAACUGGAAAGGAAAGUCGACCGUGAGUCAAUCGGCAAUGGAUUAUUUAGUGUUCCACAAAUUUGGGCAUGUAAGUUUGAUACGGCUCUGAGCGCCACAUCGUCCCCUCAACCGUACAUACGGCCAUUUCAUCCGGGACGUUAGACUGUUCAAGUCCUGCGGAAAUAGUGUUAGAAGUUACGUACUGGGUAGCUCAGUGAUAGAGCAAUCACCUGCAGGUGAGACUUGGGUUCGAUUUUCGAUUCCCAAUCCGACUGCCUAAUUCUUAGCACUAUUUUCUGGACGAGAACGGCCACGUCAAAUUGAUACGUACUUAUACCUACCUAGUUGGUAUCAUUUUUUUAGUCAUUAAUAUAAAAUAUUUAUUUUAAAAUAUUACAGCAACUUAUGAACGAGACAAAUCCGGAUAAAGAGUUAGUUAUAAAUGAGUUUGUAAAACGACUUCAAGGCACUAUAAAUUCUAAGAAUCUCAAACAAUACGUUAACGCAUUUCUCAGGUAAAUAUGAUAAAUUAACCAUACAAGCACUUUGUUGUAUGUGCGUACCAAUUGGUAGGUAAGAAAAAAUAAAUUAUUUUAUUUUACUAUUUAUUAAAGCCGAAAAGAUCUGAUGCUUAAAGAAUACAAACAAGACAUAUUGUUGGUGACCGGAGUAUUGGGUUCUUAUGCUAACGUUGUCGAAAAAUUGCACCGUGACUUAAACAAACACAAGGCUACAUUGUUGAAGAUUGAGAGGGCUGGAGAUGUUUUAGCAGAGGCGGUAAGUUAACGGUUAUUUUAUAUUUAAAAUCCUUCCCAUUCUCAAACAAAAAAAGAGGGCAGAUAGAAAAAGAAACUUCACCAGUAGAUAAACAAUGUUGAGAUCUAUAUAGAUAAAUUUAUCCAGAAAAUAUGGAUUAAAUCCAAAGUAUCUAAGAUGCCACCAUAGACAAAUAUUUUUUUUAUUCAAAUUGAAGAAUACAUUUUUUUAAACUUAGUUUUUUUUAAUAAAUAAUGAUAUUUUUUGGAACGAUGAAAUUAAUUUCUUGUUUAAUGUAGAAAAUUUGGGUUUUCAUUGUUUUUGAAGAUAAAUAUAACGGGACAAACGUAGGUACCUAUUUUUAAGAACUACUACAAUUACCUACUAUUUGAUAUAGUUUUUUUUUUUUACAAAUAAAAAUAAAUUAUAUUAAUUCAAAUAGGUUUACUUAAUAUUUAUAUCUUAUAUUGAUAAUAUAGUUUUAAUAUUAAUUUGUACACACUAAUGCAAAAUGGUACAACGAGAGAUGUAACUACUAAACAUGUGAUAUUCUUCAUAUUUUUGUGUGAGAGAAAUCAAUAUUUAAAUUUAUUUUUAUUUAUUUCUGUUGUGAAAAAAUGCGUAUUCUUUUUUUUAAUCGGGAUAAUCUGUAUUCAUACUUUUACGCUCUCUUUUAUUUAGAUAAACUAUUUAUACUUAUUUAUCUAUUAUAUUAUCUUUUUGUAUGGAUCAAUUUUAGUUUCAUCAUAUUUAUCUUUAUCUAUAGAUAAACAAAUUGGUAUAACUUUACUGGGAUCAACAUAAGCAGUAAAUUAAUAAAAUACAUUUAGAAAUUCAAUAUAAUGAAGGCUUGAAGAACCUAAUAAACACAAAGGAAAAGUUCACAAUAUUAUAAUAGCGUUAUUGCUUUUUAGUGGCUUGUGAAAUUAUCUUGAUGACCUUAAAAAAAAUGAUCCUAUGUAUGAAAAUUUGAAGUAAUUAAAAAAAAAACCAUGAUGAUAACAUAAUAGUAAAUAUUACAAAAUCAAAUAUUUUACCCACCAAUUCGUUUAAAUCUGAGAUUCGUAACUUACCCAGUCAUUUGGUUAACUAUAAUUAAUACUUAGAAAAAUAUGCAAAUAAUCCAUACGAAUAUAAUAUUAUUAACAAUCGUUUAUCACCGUUAGCUUCAUAGCUCGUAUAUAUAGGUGUAAACUGUAGUAGGCGAGGAGGAGCAACUGCUCCUCGUUCAAAAUUAAACGGGGUAAUGUCCCCUUCGACGUGUCUACAGUUACCCAGCAAAAGAGCGCGCCAUGAUCUGACGAAAGUCGAGAACCACUGAAACCCGAUAAACGGGCUGUGAAAUACCAUACAAUUUAUUGGGCACUGCUACGCUAACGAACAAUAAUAUAUGGGUAUACCAACAGGACAAAAACGUUUUUCGUAACUCUGUAGUCAACUGAUCGAGUACCGCUUGGUAUGAAGUAAAUCUAUAGGUAAACUAAACCCAAGGUUAUACACUAUUAAUCAAGAAAGUCCGAGUAAAACCGUUAUUUUACAAAUUGAAAAAACUUUUUUAAAUUUUUUUUACAUUCCAAAAAUUGGUUAAAUCAUUAUUGAUUUUUCCUUCUAUUUUUCUAUUUCUUUUUAGUUCCUAUACGUUCUUAUCCCUAUCUAUGUUUUUCAUCACUUGUUUCAUGAAAGGUGUUUAGGCCUUCCCCUUUCAGGUUUGCCUUCAGUUUUUCCCUCCAUUAUCGUAGUUAUCUAUGAGCUAUUUCUUAUAGAUAUCCAAUCUAUGUUUUAGGAAUUCUUCUAAAAACCUCAAUAUUUCUUACUUUUCUGUCUAUAUAAUUUUUAACGUAAUUUACACAAUUUUAAUUUUAAUAAUUUACUGGUUAUAUAAAUUUAAUAAUUUUAUUGGUAUAUUCAUUAAUCAUAUACCUAUAUUUUAAAGUUUUUAGGUGUACUGAAAUGAAAUAAACUUUGCUUCCACCCUACUCAUACAAAUUACCCAAGUUACGUUCAUGCUCGUAUACCUGCCUGUUGUUUAUAAAGCUUGUUUUCGUUUUGUUUUUUAUAGCCGGCGAAAAUGGCGCAGAGCAUUUUGUUGUUCUGCAAGGGGCAGGGUUUGCUUACUUCGGUCACGUUGCCGGGCAUCGAGAGACAGCGCACGUUUUCCGGAAGUUCAUCCGAGGGCGAGCGUCCGAGACGCAGCUUGUCUCGCGGCAUGAGCAUGGAAGACUACGACAGACCAAAUAUUCGGCGAUUGUCCAUAUCUGUCAACGAAAACCUUCCGUCUCCAAAAUAAAGACUAAGCGAACGACCCCACACACAUAUAACACGUUUGGCUAAACCUAUUGAUCUGACUACAUAAUUACACAGUUUGAAUAUAAAUUAAAAAUACAAAAUACAAAAUCUAGUCAUUAACUUCUACUAUAUACUAUUACUACUUCUUUUUAUCGUAUAAUACAUUAAUCUUGCAUAAAUUAGUUCCUCUAGUUGCCCAAAAAUUUUUCUUGUCCAUCAAAAAAAUAAUUUAUAAUAUUAAAAUAUAUACUUAUUUAAUAUUUAUACUUCUAAUAUGUGUCGCCAAUCGACAUAUUAUAAUAAAGUAUAUUUUGUCCCUGGAUUCCGCCCACAUAUCAGUAUUAAAAAAAAAAAAAACCACUAACAUACACACACACACUAAAUGAAAAUGGGUUCUUUUUUUUCCGUUUAACUUUAUGGAAUGUGUUCCUACAAUGACAAUACACGAGCUAUUCGAGUCGAGAAGAAUAUCAUUUUUCGGCCAUUUUUAAAAAUGAAAAUUAGUAAAAGAUCGACCGACUAGCAAUGAAAAUAAUAUUAUGUUACUAUUAUUGUUAUCGACAGUCACAGUAGAGACAACAGUUUGAAUUUUUUUUUUUCUAACAAUAUUAUUGUGAUUUCACAUCAUUUCAUGCCAAAGUAAUAUUAUUGUAAUUUUUUUUUUUUCAUUAAUUGUUGACAAAAUUUGUGCUAAAUGCAUUUAAAUUGUGUAUUCGUAUAUGUUUAUUUUAGCCACGGGCGAGAAAGCCAUAUUUUUCACAUUUUUUUAUAUUGUAUAAUUUUGUUAAGACAAAAUAAUAAUAUUAUAAAUAUAGCGGUAUAUCAUCAUCAUAAUAUUAUUAUCAUAUUAUUGUUCAUCAAGAGACUGAAAUUCAGUUUUCGCUCGAUUAUAAAUUGAUAAUAUUCUGCUCUCUAUAUAGAAACGCAUCAUUUAUAUAUUAUUAAUUUUAUAUACAUAUUAUAUACCUAUAUGUAGACGCUUUUUUAAAAACGACAUCCAUUAGACGCUCGAUGGCGGCGGCUGAGAGCACUAAAUUAAGUGCAAAACUAUAAUAUAAUAUUAUAUACAUUAAAAAAAAAAAAAAAAAAAAUUAUAAAUACACAAAGGUUUAUACAUGGAUAUUUUUUAAAUACCUAUUUAUAAUAUUAUAUAUAAUACGGUUUAUAAAAGAAAUAACUUAGACGUUUCGUCGUUAUAUAUUAUUAUAAUAAAUAUAUGUUUAUUACGAUAAUUUUUGUUCGUAGUCUUUAAGCUUUUUACACCGGUAGUUGUUAUAAUAAUAAUAAUAAUUGUUGCUAAGCUUUGUAAUAACAUUAUUACGAAAUAAUAAUAUAUUAUAUUACGUAGGCGUACAUAAUAUUAUAAUAUACAUACUAUACAUAUACAUAAAACAAAUAUAUAUA
Molecule: messenger RNA, 43207 nt
Organism: Cinara cedri
Lineage: Eukaryota; Metazoa; Arthropoda; Insecta; Hemiptera; Aphididae
Source: the annotation of a GenBank genome assembly